ACUCCAUCUUUUUCUGGCCUUCGACCUUCGAUUUAUCUAAGAGAUUAUAUCCUAGAGACAAGGGCUAGGUAGUUAUCGCAGAGAUUUCACCGCAGUAUAAUGUGCGUUCCCGGUUGGGCGGCGUGUCUUUUUAUCGCUUGUCUCGUCAGUGAAAUAAGCUGUGAGUGCAGGAUCUUCCCGCGAGAUGCGAAGGAAAGCAGAGGAAAUUUAAACCUCCAAAUCAAAGGGAACGCUGAAUAUUUUAUCCCGAGAACACGGUACACAGUGGAAUUAAAUAGUAAAGUCCCGUUCGAUGAUUUUAUGAUAUUCGUGGAAACGGAUCGAGAUGCUGGCAAUUUUCAGUUGCUCAACGAUGGCUACACCAAAUUCUCCGAUGAGUGUCUUAACACCGUCCAAAAGAGCGAUAUUUUCUCGGAAGCCACCCAAGUGAAGGCUGUCUGGGUCUCGCCGAUGCACGGCUGUCAUAAUUUAAUCGGGGUUGUGAAAAUAGGCGGCAGGUGGAAGUACACCAACACAUCGAUUUGCGCUAAGGUCGAGAGUCAGAAUGAUGAGAAAAGCUGCUGUCCGUGCGACCACGCCAAGUACCAGUUUCUAUUUGAAGGGUUGUGGUCACCAGAGCGACAUCCGAAAGAUUUCCCCCGUGUGUUGGAAUUCACCCAUUUUUCCGACUUGAUAGGGGCGUCCCACACCCCCAAGUUUACGAUGUGGAGAGAAGGUGGAUACUCGACACCCGGGAUGAAACAACUGGCCGAAUUCGGGGUCAUUUCUGAAAUGGAAGUCGAACUGAAAAGAUCUGGGAAACACUUGAAAAGUUUAAUUAAAUCCGCAGGGCUUUGGUAUCCAAAUUUAAACGGAAACAUGACUGGAACGUUCAGAGUCGACGCCAAGCACCAUUUGGUUUCUCUGGCCUCCAUGUUCGGCCCUUCACCGGACUGGAUCGUCGGAGUAUCUUCGCUCGAUCUUUGCUCUAAACAGUGCACAUGGAAGGAAAAAAUAGAAUUGGACCUUUAUCCUUACGAUGCUGGAACGGACAAUGGUAUUUCUUAUAUGAGCAUAAAGUCGGCUUCGGAACCACAGGAGCGAAUAAGCAAAAUAACGAGCUCCUACCCCGACGACCAACGAUCUCCGUUUUACGACCCCGAAGGGAAGGAGAUGCCCUCGUUGGCGAAGUUGGUUAUCACCCAAGAAAAGAUCAUACCAAAAUUGUGCUCGGACCUAUCGGAAAAUGAACUGCUCGAAGAGAUUUCAAUCACUGACAACAGCGAGGAUGGAAAUAGAGCGGAAUGCCAGGUGACUGAAUACUCAUCGUGGAGUUCCUGUUCUGUAACAUGUGGAAAAGGUCUUCGGAUGAGAUCCAGACAAUACCAAAAUCCCGAUGCCGCUCUUGCGGCCGACUGCAAACGUCAGCUCAUAUCAAAAGAAAUGUGCGUCGGCGAACCCGAGUUAUGCCCGGGAGACGAGGAAGACAAGCUGGUGUUCGUGCCUGGAGAAUGCGACGUGACGACCUGGUCGAACUGGACCGAGUGCAGCGUCACCUGCGGCAUAGGGAGCAAAUUGAGAAAACGACAAUUCAAAAAGGCCGACGACAGCAACUUUAAAAAAUGUUCGGACAUCGCGUUGAUGGAAGUCACGAAAUGUAUGCUUCCGCCUUGCUUCGCCAACGAAAAGAAGAAUCGAAGAGAGUGCAGUGUCAACGAAUGGAGCCUUUGGAGCACCUGCACCAAGACCUGUGGAAAAGGCGAAAUGAUCCGCGUAAGGUCUUUUGUCAACAGCCCUGCCCCGAGCUUCUGCUCUUCCGUCACCCUCAAAGAGGUUCUCCCUUGCAUCGACAACCCAGAAUGCACAAUAGAGAAAAAAGACAUCCAAGAAAUUUGUUCUUCGCCAGCUGAAAAUGGGCCUUGUCGUGCGACUCUCAUGAGAUGGGCUUACAACAAGAAUAAAGAAACGUGCGAGAAAUUCAUUUACGGAGGUUGCAGGGGAAACCGAAACAAUUUCCUGACCCUGGACGAGUGCCAGAACACAUGCUCUGAAGUGAGACAGCCGGACAGUCAACCGAGUGGACCAAAGAGGAAUUGCGUCGUCAGCAACUGGACAUCCUGGAGCCCUUGCCGCCCUUGCGUCAAUGGGACGAAAACCAAAGUCAGGAAAAUAGUCAAGCGACCGCUCAACGGUGGUAGGAAAUGUCCACCCCUGACAAAGACCAUAUCGUGCAACGUGCCUCCAGAAUUCUGUGAAUGACGUUCUUUUAUUCAUUAAUAAUUCUUUAUUAUGCAUAAUAUUAGUAUGUUGUCUUUAAACAUUAAUAAUUCUAGUAGGAUGUUAGUUAUUAGUGGACAACUUUAUUGUCAUAUUGAACUAUUUAAAUAGUUUGUAAUAAUUUACUAUUUGUAAAGACAAAAUGGUGUGUUAUGAAAAUGCCAUUCGAUAGCUUUAAGAGGUGGUGAAAAGCUUGAAUUGUCUCACCUCUAAUUUCAUUAUUAUUAAUUUUAAUCAUUGUAUUAACGUUUCAUUUUAUCGUUCAAUAAAAUGUACUGAAAACAA
Cimex lectularius (bed bug) is the source of this 2541-nucleotide messenger RNA. Its product is annotated as spondin-1-like. NCBI's taxonomy places the organism in Eukaryota, Metazoa, Arthropoda, Insecta, Hemiptera, Cimicidae. The record is from RefSeq and is a predicted model, not a curated record. Gene Ontology annotation, cellular component: extracellular matrix. Bases 100 to 2238 code for a protein of 712 amino acids. Gene Ontology annotation, molecular function: serine-type endopeptidase inhibitor activity. The transcript is spliced from 14 exons. Gene Ontology annotation, biological process: cell adhesion.